GUCGCGACUGACUCACGCGUGCUAUCGCGAUUCUUGACCGCACACCGUCUCUCCUCUCACGACAUUGCGCGCAUACUGUCACUAUCCGCUGGCGUUCCAACUCGCUUUAUUGUUUCUUCACGAUGCGACCAUUCCACGUUGCACUUAUCGCCCGAUUACAGAUUAGAUCUUCCCGCUCGUAGCAGCGCAUUCGCUGUGACCACAACGUGCGCCAUCCGCAUAAAAGAGACGUUACCAGGUGCCUGGCCUCUUACCUGCGGGGAAGCGCAUCGUGUUCGCACUUCCAGAUUCCAUUGGUUGCGCCUUGUGCGAGGAUCCGCGCAUCAACCUCCUGGAAGCUGGCACCUCCGCGCCCCGUUGAAUACACAACCAGCCCUGGAGCACGCGAACAGCCAUGGAGCCUCAUUCGCGAUCCCUUUCGUCUCAGAAUGGCACGUUGCGUCUUCCACAGGCUCUCAUCCUGCUGCUGAAGUUCGCUUUGGCUCAGUCAGCCAAUGAUCAGGGCACACAAAGUCUCGCCGACCUUCCCCUGUGGGACUCUAUAAGACUUUCAACUUACCGUCUGAUCCUUUUCAUCAAUCCCUUCGUGAACCGAGGCAACUUUGUCACUUCAAUUAUCGUGGGCAUGGUCGGAUUGACGGCUCUAUGCGGCUCUGCUUACUGGGUAUGGAAUCGGCAAAGCAGGAAAGGAAAGAUCGCUCCGUCCAUCAACUCCCAGCAUGUAGAAGACGCCACUGAGGACGAUGCUGCCACUAACGAUCCGGGACUCUUGAGGAAGCACUCCACCAUCCAGUCAUAUACGGUUCUGUCUACCAACAUCACCUAUCCCGCCAUUCGAACUUUCUACAGGCCACAUCCACAGGAAAGCAAGUUUUCUAGGAAGCCUAAUCCGGUACCUUUGUUGGUGUUUAUUCACGGCCUUGGCGGAUCGAUUGCGCAGUUUCAUCCUAUCUUGCUAAGUCUGUCUAACCUCGCUUCUUGCUUAGCGAUCGACCUUCCAGGAUGCGGUCUAUCUUCUUUCGAUCCGAAGUCUGCUCAGGCGUACACCACGGAUGCACUUGUCCAACUGCUAGCAGCCGUCAUCGAGCAGCAUCGUGCCAAAGAUGAAGGUCAGACCGUUAUCUUGAUCGGGCACAGCAUGGGGUGCUCUCUUGCUGCACUUUUGGCCUCACCAACAUCACCUCAUGCCAAUCUGCUGUCAAGGCACGUUAGUGGUCUCAUUGCUAUCUGUCCCAAGGCAGACCCUCCGACCGAGCAUCAGACGAAGCUUCUACAUAGAGUGGCUUCAGUACCCGCGAUGCUGUUUGAUCUGUACAGAGGGUGGGACCGCAGGGGAGGGAUCAACAGCGCAAGCGUGCUUCGUAUGGCUGGGACAGAUGCUGAGGAAGAGACCAAGAAGCUGCAAUUACGGUUUAACAGACAAAGCCGUACGGCUGUAUGGCAGCGCAUGGCACGUGGGAUGUGCCCAGACUAUCAGACCAGCCCUACCACAGGCGGUCUUCCCGGACGUCGGACUUGGCAGGGCUUGCAGAUGCCGGUUUUCCUUAUUGCUGGCGAGGCCGACUCCGUUACACCGCCUGAUAAUGUCAAACGUAUCGUGGAAUUCCUUGGCCGCGACGUGGGGGCUAUCGAGCCACCCAGCGAAAAAGCAAGCCUGCCGAUAGCAGCAGCACCGUUCGACCCAGCGGUAGUGGAUCCUGCUUUGGCAGAGCGCAAGCAUCAGGACUCGGGUAUCGAUGCCAACGAUAUCCCAAAGCUUGACGACGAUAGAAAAGCUUCCAGUACAUCGGCCACCUCUACAAUCGGUGACAGUCUAAUAGAGACAGAGAGCCGCACCACGGAAGGCAGUAUUGUCAUCAAAGAUCCGCUGCCAAACUCCGCUGCACCUACACCAUCAUCCAACAGUCCAUCCCCACAUCCUCGUCGACUCGUUGUCAAGACCGCGAUCAUGCCCAAGCCCGCAGCGCACUCCAUGCUCUUCGCCCCCUCAACCUCACGCAUCCUCUCCGGCCUAAUCGGCAGCUUCCUCGCCGACCACAUCGACCCGCGCCUCUCGCUCGCCUGGCAACUACAGUACCUCUCCACCGAAGGCAAAUGGGACGUCAAAAACCUUGAGAAAUGGCAAGCCAUACAACCCGUCUCAGAUCCCAUCGCCAACACCUUCCGCGCCAUGAAGACGCUGCGCGAGGUCGACGAGCGCCAUGCCCCUAAGAUCGUGGCAAAGGAGUGGAAAGGCAAGAUCUGCGCUGUCAUUGACAUUUCGCAUGAUAUCCCCGUUUACGACCCCAAAGGCCUUGAGGAGGGAGGAAUUGAGUACUACAAAUUCCCCACCGUGUCGAAACAGCCGCCCAUGAAAGACGAGGUCAAGGCGUUCAUCGAGCUCGUUGAUCGCGUCAAGCUGCAGUGUCAAGAACAGGGCAAAGAGGGGCUGGUUGGUGUGCACUGCCAUUAUGGUUUCAAUCGCACGGGGUUUUUCCUGGUUUGUUAUCUUGUGGAGAGGUUGGGGUUCAGGUUGGAAGAUGCGAUUGAGGAGUUUAGGGUGGCGAGGAGUCCGGGGGUUAGACAUAGUCAUUUUAUUGAUGAGUUGCAUGUGAGGUACUGCUCUGGGUUGAGAAGGGCGCCUACGCUGUAGGCCACGGAGGAAAGAUGAAGUUCUGUAGAUUAUUUUCCUUUGAUUUGGGUGGAUUUAGCGCUGCGUUCGGCGUUGCAUUGGGAUUCUUAGGGCUCAUAUUGGGUACCACGGUGCACAUCAGUCAUUGGGGACUGCAC
This is a messenger RNA of Macroventuria anomochaeta, 2769 nucleotides long. RefSeq lists its product as uncharacterized. Gene Ontology annotation, biological process: protein dephosphorylation. Gene Ontology annotation, molecular function: protein tyrosine/serine/threonine phosphatase activity. The record is from RefSeq and is a predicted model, not a curated record. The transcript has 2 exons. NCBI's taxonomy places the organism in Eukaryota, Fungi, Ascomycota, Dothideomycetes, Pleosporales, Didymellaceae. The coding region runs from base 395 to 2632 and encodes 745 amino acids.